AUUUUCGGAUACCGUAGGCGUAGCAAAAAGGGGCGAGGACGAAUCGGAUGUCGUCUGAAAGUUUUGCUUUCUCGUCAACAAAAGUCGUGUAAGCAUGUAGUUUGUAACUGGAACAGUAAUUAUCAAGUAGGAGAUUCUACAUUGCUUAUUUAUCAGAGUAAAUUAUACAUUUUUGCCAUGACGAAGCCCACGAAACGUCUUAACAAGCGAACACCGACUUCCAACAGGGCCGAUGGUUCAUCAGCAGGCGGUGGGAGGAAUCGCAGCGGGACAGGUCAGGCGAAGGCUCGAAAGAGUAUUGCGGACAAUAAGUAUGUACGGGUAGCGGCUAUUAUGUUUUUACCCAUCCUGUUUGGUGUAUUCGGACUCAUUGUUUUCCCUCCAUCUUUUGAUUUAUCAACAAAUAACGUCACCAACCCGUCAAACUCGACACAGAAGGAGCCAAUUAUCCAUGGAAAUAAGCGCAGAAAUGACAAAAUCAGAGACAAAACGAAAAACGUUGAAAAGUCGACACAGUCACAAACAAGGAUAGAUAAAAAAUCAAAGGAAAGGAUCUCAGAGACGGAGAGCUUCAAGCCAGCUAUACUGGAUUCUCUUAGAAUGCAGGAGAUUAAGGUGGAGGGAAACAUUGUCACUCCUGUUGAACUCACCCAAAACAACCCAGCAUCUCCAGUGAAGGUGUACAAGAUUGAAGGCUUUCUGACGGACCGAGAAUGCAGCGGUUUGAUGAGGGUUCACCAGCAUUACCUAACCAAGACUAGCUCUCAGAAUCCAAUCAUUUGCUUUGACAGCCUGAGCACACUGAGACGACACCUACAGGAUGCAGGGAUGAAAGGUGUUACUGUGUCUUAUAAAGAUUUCACAGAAGGAACAGCCUGCAUAAAUUCCAGUUUCUCUGAGAGGCUUGGUUCGUCCCUGACAUGGUCCCGCAGUACGUCCUUCUACCCGACAGAGAGUAAGUUUUCCACAGUCUUUGAGGAUAGGGUCUUCCAAGCAACAGGGCUCAAACAAUCUAAUGGCGGGAAAUUCCAAGUGACCUCGUAUCCAGAAGGAAUAGGAUACAAGACCCAUACAGACUGUACUCUGGGUAACCACGACAAGAGGGACAGGUUUGCCACCAUACUGGUGUAUCUGCAAGAUGUGGAAGAAGGAGGAGAGACAAAGUUCCCUGAGUUGGGAAUCAGCGUGAAGCCAAAGAGAGGUCAGGCAAUCGUCUGGAAUAACAUGAACAGCAACGGAGAAUGUGAACCCAUCUCUGUACAUGAGGCAGCCCAGGUCAGGAAAGGACAUAAAUACAUUAUUCAGAGAUGGUACUAUUAUCAGAGCUUUGCCUACCUUGGCAGGAGGGCACCUGAGCCAGCCUUGCCUGCCAGAGCACCGGGCCAGCCGAGGGUGAGCUGUGACGAGUACGAGCAUGGAAGCUGCCGUUGGUACGAUGAAUGGAACAAUGACCACCUGACAGAGUACAGAGCCUUGCAGUCUGGGUUAUCCUGAUCAAGAAGCCGAGGUGCUGUAUCCCCCUCCAUAAUGAUAGUAACCUAAUGUCCCCUUAUGCAUUUGAGGUGACAAAUGCGAUCCUGAUUGGUUGCCGGUGCAUGUGUGAGUAAUCAUAUGUUUGGCCUAACAUAUAGAUUUACUAAUGACCUGCUAUUAGCAGUCAUGAGUAAAGAAUAAUGACCGAUCAUGGUUUGGGACGAGGAUGAAUUUAAAUAGCAAUAGUUAAACCGUGCUUGUUUGCAUAAUAUGGGAAUUGUCUGCGAUUGAUCGCUAACCUUUCUGUUACUGAGUCCAGAACGUAGAUAUUUCCUGUAUUUUGUAUGAACAAACAUGGUGUGAUGAUUUUUAUCUCUUAAGUGUAUCCUUAUAUUAUUGCAGAAUAACGGAAAUCAAUAGAAUAGAACCACAAAACUGCAAAAUUCUGCCUUUUGCAAGUGAUUUGUGACAUCGCAAUGAUCACGGUAAAAGGAAUUUGCAUUUUGACAUUGAAAUUGAUGCGCAAAUAGUAUGCAGAGCGAUGUUUAAGUACACUUACGUACCGCGUACUACGGUCUCAUAUAAUGUGGUUGAAAACAGCACUGGCAUGCGUGUAACAAUGAAAACAACAACAGCUGAACAUUAAACGGGUGAUACAGGCUCAUGUUACCCGAUUCGUCUCCAAUUUGUCUCACAAAUAAAUUGACCAAUGAGAUUACAGAAUUAAAGAUGGCCCACUUAAAAAUACACGGAUCCACAUCAUAUCUCAUGAAAUAUAUAUCACAUGAUUUUGCUUGAGUAUAAGAAUACUUAUCAUCAUUUGUUCCCUUUGCGACCGCUUAAACCAUUGACAAUGCCUGGGAUGUGUCCAAACUGUACCUCUUGCAUCUAAUUCAAAGUUAUAUCUUAAAUGAUGUGUAUUAUUGUAUAUUAUUAUUAUUAGUUCCCAUAAACUACAAUAAGGGUCACUUUGUCGACCUCUUAUACAUGUAAGUAUAAUGACCUGCCAUGGCUUUCCAACUCUCAGGGCAGAUCGUGAAGCCUGGCGUACCAUUGUUGAUUCGUUCUCGGAUGCUUCAGAUUUGUAAAAAUGAGUAUAUAUUUUAUUACACAAAAGUGGUUCUGAUAAGUUUGACAAGUAAUAAAUGUUGGUGAAAUGGAAUCAUCUGAGAUUAAAAAAGGCCUGCAUAUCCGUGCAUUAUAGUGUGUUUGAAUUUUUAAAAAAAUAACAAAGGAAAAAAAAUUCUCUGUUGUGAGGUUUCACCAGUCGAUUGGCUUCUUUGGGCGCAUUCACCCGUACAUUGGCCUCAGCCCUCCACAUUUUUAAGGUCAGCCCCUUCCCACUUCCAAAACCAUUCCAUGGCCCCUGUACUGUUCCCAUACACAUGUAGUUCAUGAAGCUGUGAAUACAUUUUUUCUUCAUGUGUUUUUUUAAUAUAGUUUAAUGACAGAACUCUACAUCUAAUAUUAAGUGAUUGUACUGUGUGAUUUUGUGUCAAAAUUAUUGUGCAAUAAAUGAUUUCUACCAAAUUGUUGUAAUUAUUUCUAAAA
Molecule: messenger RNA, 3024 nt
Organism: Lytechinus pictus (painted urchin)
Lineage: Eukaryota; Metazoa; Echinodermata; Echinoidea; Temnopleuroida; Toxopneustidae
Exons: 6
Coding region: 178-1494 (438 amino acids)
Biological process (GO): peptidyl-proline hydroxylation to 4-hydroxy-L-proline
Cellular component (GO): endoplasmic reticulum
Molecular function (GO): L-ascorbic acid binding; iron ion binding; procollagen-proline 4-dioxygenase activity
Source: RefSeq, a predicted model, not a curated record